This is a messenger RNA of Setaria italica (foxtail millet), 2784 nucleotides long. Its product is annotated as protein tesmin/TSO1-like CXC 2. The record is from RefSeq and is a predicted model, not a curated record. Bases 824 to 2404 code for a protein of 526 amino acids. The transcript is spliced from 11 exons. Gene Ontology annotation, molecular function: DNA-binding transcription factor activity. NCBI's taxonomy places the organism in Eukaryota, Viridiplantae, Streptophyta, Magnoliopsida, Poales, Poaceae.
GCGACCGCCCUUUCAACUGAAGCCGAGCGUUCCAGGCGGCGGUGAUUGAGGAACCAAAGGAAGAGGCGGAGGCCGCACCGGCGGCGCGGGUGACCUCUCCCGACAUCGCUGGUGCAGAUGGACCCGCCGGAGAGCCCCCCAGCCGGGCAACCAUCAUUCACCGACGUCUCGCUCUACGAGGACUCACCUGUCUUUGAUUUCAUCAAUAGUCUAUCCCCUAUAGCAACACCAAAGCCUCUAGAUUCGGCACAAAAUGGGCAGCUAUUCAAGUCAUCUGAUUUAGUACCUGUUUCAUCAAUCUUCACAUCACCCCAAGUUAAUCCACAAAAGGAAUCCAAACCUGGAAUCAGGGAUGGCUACAUUCAACUUUCUCAAGGACUCAGUCCCAACUGCCAAAGGAAUCAGAUAGGGAGUUCUAGCUGCAUUGAACUGUCUGGAUCCCCAACAAUUCCUUCAGAAAAUUGUAGUCCUUCUGAGGAUGCAACAAUUUUGCCAAGCAAAUGGCCUCAACCCAUUCCGCUUGGUAGUGAAACCUUAGGGGAUGCCAAGAAACAAGAUACUGAUGGUAAAGCAGAUCACAGUUCAGAUGUGGGGCAAGUAAAGUUAUCAAGCACAUGCUAUGAUCAGAAUGGCGUUGAUCAAAUGGAGUCGUCAACUUCUGGAAGAAAAGUUCAGGAAAAUGAGCUGGCUAAACAGUAUAAUGAUGAUCUAGCAGCUUGCAGUUUAAAUCACUUGAUCUCACAUUCUGGUACUGGUAAUGGUGUCAUGUCAAAGUCAGGCCUGUCCUUAGAAGCACAACAAUUGAGUUGGAAUCUAAGAAGUGAUGAUGUCAUAUUUAGCAAAUCCUUCAUGCCAAUGGAUCAAGGAAACUCGGAGGAUUCACAAAAAAAAAAAAUUUGAUGGGUCAACUGGCUGUUAUAUCCAGAGUGCUGCUGAUAACGCCCAUGUUUACUGUGCUGGUGCCACAGAAGGUGUUGCAACGAAUCAUGACCCAGAAAUGCUCCCUGGUGUUAUUCAAAGCCAGUUGGUUUCAAAUGAAUAUUUCUUUGACACAUUCAAAGUUCCCAGUGAUGAUAUGGCACUGUCAGAGGAUCAAUGUGGCAGGCUGCAUAGGUGUAGCCUUUUUAAUGAGAAGGUAGGGGCAUCUGAUAUGAGUGUGCAAAGUGGCUCGAAUCCUCAUCUUGCAAAUAUAUGUGGCGAUAACUACCUGAAGCCUGCGGGGUCCCCUGUGUAUGCAUUGCCUGGUAUUGGUUUGCAUCUGAAUGCUGUUGCCUCGAAUUCAUCCAACAACAUGCCAUUCACAAUUAAUCCUCCACUGCAACCUGAACAUAAUAGUCCGACAACAAUAGUUUCUUGCAGUGAGACGGGUCUCUAUAGCAGUGAGGUAUACACUCGUAUUCAUGAUGAUCACUCUUCUCAGAAAACCAUGCCUAAUGCUAAUGAGUCUUGCCAAGAAAGCCACAAGAAGAAAAGGCGCAAGCUACAGAAUGGUGAUGGUGACUCAUGCAGACGUUGUAGCUGUAAAAAGUCCAAGUGCUUAAAACUUUAUUGUGCAUGUUUUGCUGCUAAAGUCUAUUGUUCAGGAUUCUGCUCAUGUCAAGGCUGUUUAAAUAAUCAUACUCAUGAGGAAACAGUUUCAUGUAUUCGCAAGCGGACUGAAUCUCGUAACCCUCUAGCAUUUGCUCCAACAGUAACACGUGCAUGUGAUUCUGGUUCAGAUUUUGGGGAUAACUCUAACAAUACUCCUGCUUCGGCUCGACAUAAAAGAGGCUGCAAUUGCAGGAAGUCUUCUUGCCUUAAAAAAUACUGCGAGUGCUUUCAGAGUGGUGUGGGAUGCUCCAUGAGCUGCCGAUGUGAGAGUUGUAAGAAUUCUUUUGGAAAAAGAGAGGGGGUGCUGCUGCUAGCUACUGCGAAGAUGGAGAAAGGGGCAAAAGCAAAAGGCACUCGCUCGACGGAAGAGAAACUUGCGUUUGAUAAACAGGAUGUUGUUGGUCAAUCUGGUGAUCUUCCAUCCACCGAGAAUCUAUUUGCAACACCUUCGCUUGGGCCUUGCAGAUCUUCGAUCCUGCCUCCAUCUACAUGCUCUGAACCACCACUUUCAACAGCCGGAUACUCUUCCCGACUGCACAACUCCCAGUCUCCCAUCAAGGCAGAUGUUUUGCUCUCUUAUUUCGAUACCUGUGCUGCAGAAAUGAUUGUUGGGGAUGGUUCGGCAAAUAUCCAGGAAGUGGGCUCAUCUUGCAUCUCCAGCGUAAAGGUUGUGUCACCCAACAAGAAGAGGGUCUCACCCCUGCACACUGGUACCGGAUUGUCCCCGAUCGGUAGGAGUGGAAGGAAACUGGUUUUGAAGUCCAUCCCUUCCUUCCCUUCCCUCACUGGAGAUGCUGACAGCGAGCCCCAUUAAACAGAGUCCCCCAGCAUUUGGCACCUGAGCCCUGAGGCUGACCGGUACGGGAACCCUGGAUCCUUGGAAGCUGACUUCGCCCAAUUUUGUUUUGAUGAAGAGAUGAAGGAAUUUAGCAGUUCUACCAUGCAGAGAUAUAUAGUUGGCUAAUAUUUCUCGGAAGCCCGAAGAGUAACAGUUCCACUACAUGUGAUUGACCUGUCGUUACCUAGUCCUGUCCAUGCCAUUUGGUCUAAGGUCGUCAGAAUGUAUAUAUUUCCACAGCUCGUGGGCGAUAAGUGCAUACGUGUCAAAGAAAAGAAUGCUUAAUUUAGCAUCGUAACAAAUUCAUUUUGCUGUAUUCCAGUUUGUGCCCCAUAACAUCGCCGCAGCCAUUUCCA